ACAUUAUGGGUAAAUAUAUAUUGUCGCAGUCUAGCAACACCAGUAGCUUCUCUUCAAACUCCAUCCUCUGCUUUCUGCCGUCUGUUGCUAGUGUACAUUUUAUGUAUCUGUCUGUUUUAUCUCAAUUCAAUAAAUUCUGUCAGUCUGUCCUGUCUCUCCUUCAGUUCAGUCUUAAAAAGUUGCUCAUUGCGAAUGAUGCAAGGUGUCUGCAUUAUAUAAAACGUCGCUUAGAAUGAACUUAUUUAUGUUUAAAAUCCUACACAAUUAACUUAAUACUCAGUAGUUGGACUUAUUAGUCUUAACAUGUGAUUACAAAUGUAUAUUAUUAAUUUUAUUAACGCACAAAAUGGACGUGAAAGUUAAGUUUAAUCGUGGGUGUGAUGUGAUGUGAUUACGCUGGUGCAGUUCCACGGGAUUCUUUGCAGUCUAUUUCUUUUUUUUUUUAAUCGAGCGAUCGCUGACGUCCGUGCACUUGUCAUUGCCGCAUUGAUCACUACAAAAAAAAAUUAAGCCCGGCUAAGCUGGACAUCACAAAAUGAUCCAUAAAGAAAAAUAAAACAAAAAUAAACCUACUACAAAGUCGUUAGAAUGACUGGAAUCUCCUUCGAACCUCACGUAUGUGAUAGAAACUACGUAAAUAUACCUAUUUUAAUACGAAAAAUAUCUUUUGAAGAAUCGCGUUCCUGUAGAAUUAGUGUCAAUUAGCAGAAACCAAAGUAGUCAGGUGUUUAGGCCCUUCGUGGGGCGUUGAAAUUAUUUUUUCUAACCAAAGUUAGCUUAAGAUGUCGAAUAUGCCAAUAUAUAGCCAGGUGCUGCCCAAAUCUCAGUAUAAAUCAAAGAAUUCUAAAGGCGGCACCACGAGAGAAACUCGGGCUCAAAAUUCCAGAGAUUUUGACCCUCUUAAUUUUAAUCAUGGAGGGAAUAUUCAAGUCCUAAAUGCGCCGUUAGAGAGUAGAGUUGAGAAAAUUGAGAAGAGGGAAUCGAGGAGGAAAGACGAGACUCGGGCGAGGCGCACUCAGAACAGGAAUGACGCAAAUGAAGGGAAGGUGGAGGCGUAUUUGCGGCAGAACCAGGUCAGCAUACGGCAGCAGCAGCAUCGGCACUCCGCUGUCCGACAGGCGGAGCAUCGAGUCAAUUUAAGAUCUCUGCCGUUAAAUGAAGUAUCCGUUCGUGGCCAUGACCGGACGCCAACUGACAGACAUCGGGGAUUCCCCGGUGACAGAGAAGCGGCCAGAGCGAGACGCGAGCGAGAGAGAGAUAGACAAAGAGAGACGGAUUUCGAUUUUGAUGGGUCCCCAUUGAGCCCAAUAGCACCGAGAUCAGGGGAUAAGGAGCGUCCAGUACGCAAGUCGACGUCCGCCCAACGCGUGUCGGAGAUGAUAUCGGCUGACAAACGAAGAUUCUUCUGCAGGGAAUGGGUGUUUCAGAAAAUAGCUCAUUGUUUGGAACAGAGGGCUGUCAGUAAAACAGCUGGAGCCUUGAUUUUAGGCGACGCGGGCAGCGGUAAAACAGCGCUCUGCCAGGAGCUGAGCCAGCCCGGCGGCGGCCCGCAGGCGCGCCAGCAACGCGCGCUCAAUAGGCGACUUCUCGCCAGACAUUUUCUACAGGGUCCCGGAGAAACCAGCCAACGGCCGGCCGAGUUCGUCCGUUCAUUAGCCAUGCAGAUAUUAAGCCAUUCCUCCCACGCGAGACCCAACGAAAGAGAUCACUCACCCAAAGAGGACAGUACGCCUAAUAGCAAUAGAAGAAAUUCUACUGAAGAAAAUUUAAUAAUGCGAUUCAAAGAUUUGGGAGACGACGGGGAGGAGAGCUCGAAGCCUCUGCUAGCGGAUAGCGAAGACACACGCACGGACGAGGAAGAGGGUCGCGCCGGAGCGGACGCGCCGCUCAGCAGCGCUCAGAUACAUUUGCCAGAAAUCUUGCCGCGAGCCAGUGUGAAGCCGACCAAUCCCUUCGUAAACGACGAACAAUCAGAAAAUCGCCUCUACGAGAACCAUGAAAAUCUAUUCCUUCGUAACAUUUCGCAGCGGCAAUCGAAUGAAUUGCGCAACUCCAGACUGCUCCGUCAGAGCUCCGAGCCCCUUACAGAGAAGAAGACAACAGUUCUACAAAAAAGCCUUUCAACGGAACAGAGAGACGACGAGAAGUCGAGAGAAUCCAAAGAGAUUAACAAUAGUCCACCGAAAUCUAGGAUUCCAGUAGCGAACUUCCGUUACCCGAAUAAAAGCGAUCUAAGGCCGAAUUCGGCGGAAAGUUCGCCGAAGAAAACCGAAGCUAGAGCUCCCUCGCCGAAGGACGACGAACUACCGGAGUACCAAAACAUAGUCCACCAGCCAGAAGAUGAUGUACAGACGGAUUUACAAAAGCUGCUAGAGAAGAAACGCUCAGCUUCCGACGAUGUUCCACCACCGAUACCAAGUUUACCCGUUAACCCCAGAACGUUGAUAGCCAAUGCGUAUUACGAGAAACUUCUAUCAGAAACGGAAAUACAACAGGCGUUGCUUCCUCAGAAUUUGGACAAGAAUCCAGAGGAGUGUUUCAAGAAGGCGAUAUUGUUUCCGUUGUUGGAAAUCGACCCCCCCAAGCAAUGUUUGUUUUUAUUAGUCGAUGCGAUCGACGAAGGCUCUACGACUGCUUCGGGUUGUACUCCAGGCUCGUGCGAGGGCGAAGGCGCGGAGGGCGGCGUGGGAGCGCUGCUGGCGAGACAUCAGCACCUCCUGCCGCACUGGCUGCUGCUGGUCGCCAGCGCAAGGCGUCACUCGCGACCUCUCACAAAGAUGUUCACAGGGUUCCGCAAGAUAACUCUAGAUGAACUCCAGCGUGCACACGUUUCGGCGGACGUGCAGCGCUACGUGCUCGCCCGCUUGGAUACGGAGCCAAGAUUACGAGCGCGAGUGUCCAGCGACUCGGCGGCGGCUGCAGCGGCUGCGGCAGCGCUGGAUCACUUGCGCAUCAAAAGUGAUGGCUGUUUACUUUAUCUGGAGAAGGUACUAGAUGGAGUGGCGGACGGUUUUAUAGCGUUGCGUGAAAUCCGCGAGAUCCCCGGCACCCUCAACGGCCUCUACUUGUGGCUGGCGCAGCGUCUGUUCCACGGGAGACGAUUCAAUAAGGUUCGCCUAUUGCUGGACGUGUUGCUGGCCGCCCGCUGCGGAGUUACCGAGGACAUGCUGUAUAAGUGUCUGCUCAGCAAGGAGUACAGCGUAACGCGCGAGGAUUUCAACCGGCGGUUACAUCUUCUCAGACGGAUCCUGGUGAUGGAGCGCUCCACCGGCUACCUGAGCCUGUUCCACCACUCGUUCGCGACGUGGCUCGUGGACGUGAAGCACUGCACGCGGCGCUACCUCUGCGCGCCCGCAGACGGACACGCCGCGCUCGCCAUGUACUACACGCUGGACGCCAAGCGGCUGAGCGCUCUGGAGAUCCACAACUACGUGUACCACAUGACUCAUAUAGAACAACAUAUAGCGUCGCAAAAAAAGAACAAGACUAGCGAUGAUAAUGACCCCCUAGAUCUACACACGCUGAUCCUACUAUGGGUCCUGGAUUCUGGGUGCGACGUCGAGGCCGCUCUGAAACGAGAAAUUGAAGUAAAGCAUGCCGAAAUUGAAAACACGACGAAUGAAGACACUAAAUUGGAAGAUAAGGACGUCGAUCCGGAGUCCGAAGGCAGGGAAUCAACAUCUUGCAGAUCACUCGAACCUUCGACCCUAGAGAACAUAAUGCCGGAACUUGUGAACGGCUCCAGUACCAGAUGGCCGAGAGACAGGCGGGUAUUGAGGGCGCUGCUGGAGCUCAGCCGGACGGACUCUGCUCCCACUGAGCCAGAGGAAGAUAUCAACGAUUUGCUGUCAACGGACCAAGCGAUCGAAAGCGAGGACAACAACGACGGAACCGGCGAUGAACACGAAGACGCUUUGGUGUUGGACCCCAGUACCGUCCACGAGCUGGCGAGCAGGGGGGAUGAAGAGGCCUUGAUCGCUUUGUUGAAGCGCCGGCCGGAGCUGUGCCGCGCGGUGGACGCGGCGGGCAGCACGGCGCUGCACGCGGCGGCCCGCAGCGGGCGCGCCGCCUGCGCCGCCGCCCUGCUGCGCGCCGGGGCCUCGCCCGCCGCCGCCGACUGCGACGGCUGGAGCCCCCUGCGAGCCGCUGCCUGGGCGGGCCAUACUGAGGUCGUGGACGUUUUGCUGGAACACGGAUGUGACGUCGACUGUGUGGAUGCGGACAAUCGGACUGCUUUACGGGCCGCGGCGUGGUCCGGUCACGAGGCGGUGGUAGCGCGUCUCCUGGCUGGCGGGGCGCAGCCCGAGCGGGCCGACGCGGAGGGCCGCACGCCGCUCAUGGCGGCCGCCUACAUGGGCCACGCCGACAUCGUACGGCUACUCCUGGACGCCGGUGCCGGGCCCGACCACGCCGAUCACGACGGUCGCACGGCGCUGGCGGUGGCGGCGCUGUGCGGCGCGGGCGGCGCGUGCGCGGCGCUGCUGCUGGAGCGCGGGGCCGACGCCGCGCGCGCCGACCGCGACCGCGCCACGCCGCUGCUCGUCGCCGCCUUCGAGGGGCACACCGAGAUCUGCGAGCUGCUGCUGGAGGCGGAGGCGGACCUGGAGGCCUGCGACAGCGCGGGGCGCACGGCGCUGUGGGCGGCGGCGUCGGCCGGCCACGCCGACACGGUGCGCCUGCUGCUGUUCUGGGGCGCCUGCGUGGACUCCAUGGACGCGGAGGGCCGCACCGUGCUCAGCACGGCCGCCGCGCAGGGUAACGUGGAGGUUGUACGGCAGUUGCUCGAUCGUGGCUUGGACGAACACCACCGUGAUAACUCCGGAUGGACUCCACUACACUAUGCUGCUUUUGAAGGACACGUGGAAGUCUGUGAGGCAUUACUGGAAGCUGGGGCGAAGGUCGACGAAGCGGAUAACGAUGGCAAGGGCCCCCUCAUGCUAGCCGCGCAGGAGGGCCAUACACGUCUCGUGGAGAUCCUCGUAGACCAAUGGGGAGCACCGGUAGACCAAAGAGCCCAUGACGGAAAAACGGCUCUAAGGCUGGCGGCGCUGGAGGGGCACUUCUCCAGCGUGGCGGCGCUGCACGCGCGCGGCGCCGACGUGGACGCGCUGGACGCCGACCGGCGCAGCACGCUCUACGUGCUGGCGCUCGACAACCGCCUGGCCAUGGCGCGCCAGCUGCUGGCGUGCGGCGCCAGCGUGCACAGCGGCGACACCGAGGGCCGAACCCCGUUGCACGUGUCCGCGUGGCAGGGUCACACGGAGAUGGUCAACAUGCUCAUCAAAGUCGGCGGCGCGGCGGUGGACGGGCGCGACCGCUGCGCGCGCACGGCGCUGCACGCGGCGGCGUGGCGCGGCCGCGCGGCGGCGCUGCGCGCGCUGCUGGCGCUCGGCGCCGCGCCCGCCGCCGUCUGCGCGCAGGGCGCCACGCCGCUCGGUAUAGCGGCGCAGGAGGGCCACGAGGAGUGCGUGCUGUGGCUGUUACAGCACGGAGCUGACCCCCUACAAGCUGAUCAUUGCGGCCGGACCCCAGCGAAGGUGGCCUGGCGGGCGGGACACGCGAACAUCUGCCGCCUGCUGGAGCGGUGGUCGGCGCCCUCCGCCCCCGCCGCGCCCGCCGCCCCCCCUCCUGCCGACGACCUGCUGCGACCCGGGAGGACUGGCUCACCAGAUUACAAACGCCGGAGCGUCCACAGCUCGAAUUCGACCAAGUCGUCCUCCAACAUGACGGGUGGAUCCAAUCGUUCGCACGAGCAGACCGAAGAAAUGCCGCAUGAUAAAGCGGCGCGCGCGCCCCCCCCGCUGUCGUUCGCGCAGCAGGUGGCGCGCUGCGGGCGCGGCCGGCGCGCCGACUGCGAGCAGCCCAUCCCGGAGGACUGCGCGCUCGAGCGAGACUGCCGCCUCAGAAGUUACGUUGCAAACGAACGAGACGUCGAACUCCGCGGCUACGCGUGUGAAAGGGAUAGACGACGCGAACAGAGACACGGGACGGCUAGUCCGCUGUAUGCGUCGCCGCCGAGGAGCCCUAGCGAACCGAGGAGUCCUUCGCCCUUACCCGGGUCGCAACCCCCCAGCCUUACCAACGUGCAGCCGACGGUGUCCGACACGCACUUCAACAGAGACACUCACAUGCGCAUCAUACUCGGUCGCGGACGUGACAAGCCCGCGACGGAGCGACAGGACAGCGAGGUGGUUUUGUCGACGCGGAUCGCGUACAAACGAAUAAUGGGCAGUCUCGGGCGAGCGAGAGGCAGGAUAUUUAAACAAACUAAAAACAAGCGAAAUGGCAUCGUGACAAACCCGGCGAUGCGUCUCGUCGCCAACGUUAGAAACGGCCUUGAUAAUGCAGCUGCGAAUAUUCGUCGCACUGGCGUCGCGUUGGCCGCCAGCGCCAGCUCCUCCAACCCAGCCGUCAAAACCAACGCGUUCCAGUGGAGGAAAGAGACGCCGCUAUAAAUACAUGCAGUAGACAAGGACGGUAGAUGUUAAGAUGUUUGAACAACGUUUCAUAUUGUAGACGCUUUAAUUGGCUAUAUUAUUUGUGAUAUUUGCUACAUACGGCAAUUUGAGCGAGUUGUGGCUUACAUAAUUGAGAUACAUAAUAUCGAGUAGGAAUCGAUUAUUAUUUUUUUAAAGUGUAAUAUUGGUUUCCGAGAAAAGUCAUUAUAUUGUAAACAUUUCUGCGAUUUAAAUACGUAAAUAUACUAAGAUGCGGUUUACAUAAUCGAUUUCAUAAUUGCAUAACGCAAUAUCGAAUAAGAAUCGUUUCUUUUAAUUAAGUUAUUAGGUUACAGAGUCAUCAAAAUUUUGCCAUCGAUUAUUCGAUUAGAAAAACGUAAAUAAUACAUUCAUAUUUGAAGUCUUAGUUGAGUUACAUAA
Molecule: messenger RNA, 6878 nt
Organism: Vanessa tameamea
Lineage: Eukaryota; Metazoa; Arthropoda; Insecta; Lepidoptera; Nymphalidae
Product: ankyrin repeat domain-containing protein 50
Exons: 39
Coding region: 783-6455 (1890 amino acids)
Molecular function (GO): protein binding
Source: RefSeq, a predicted model, not a curated record